AUGCCGGGGUCGGUGGAAUUGUUUAUGUUUUUCAUGCUUUUGCAGAUGCUAUUGAGCGUGCUGGUGGUUGGCUUCUUUCACUGUCUUGUCAAUUAUCAGCAUAUUCCGGGGAAACCAAUCAGGGAUGAGCUGGGAGACAUCGGGAACCUCACAAAAGAUCGAAUAGAGGAGAUCCUGAAGGAUUUCCUAGAAGAUUUCCGGCAGGGUCAACUAGAAGCCAAAGGCUGGCUUGGGAACAUCUCUGCAUACAAGAUGUCAAAAGCAGCACUGAUUGCUUACACCAGUUUCCUAGCGAAGGAGAUCCCGUCAGUCCUUGUGAACAGCAUUUGCCCAGGCUUUGUCAAGACCGAUAUAAACGGCAACAAUGGAGUCCUAAGCGCUCAAGAGGGAGCAGAGAGCCCUGUCUACCUGGCUCUUCUUCCAGAAACUGGGCCUUCUGGCCUUUUAUUCUCCAAGAAAGAAGUCUGUUCUUUCUGAGAAACAAAGCUUGUUAAAUAUCAUAAUCAUCCAUUGACAAUGAUAAAUAAACAAUAAACAUGCA
Messenger RNA from Punica granatum (pomegranate), 541 nucleotides. The record is from RefSeq and is a predicted model, not a curated record. NCBI's taxonomy places the organism in Eukaryota, Viridiplantae, Streptophyta, Magnoliopsida, Myrtales, Lythraceae.